AGCCUAAGCCAUAAUUUCCACAUCCAAAUGAAAGGAUUCAUGAUUCUUCCCGUUAUAACUUGUAUUUCCUUCUUUCCCUUUCUAAAACUCAGCCUCUCCUCCGUUCAAAUUCACUACUUCAGAAGUAAAUGCAGCUCCGACGAAGGCAACAACUACACUAAAAACAGUGUAUACGAGACCAAUUUGAAUCUCGCACUCGCUAUCCUCUCCUCACAAGCCGCAUCCAACCGGAGCUUCUUCAACUUCACCACCGGCACUGGCUCCAACCAAGUCUACGCCCUCUACCUCUGCCGAGGCGACAUCACUCACCAACUUUGUAAGUCAUGUAUUAAUGACGCCACAAAUCUCCUCCCCACACAGAAAUGUCCAUACAUCAAAGAAUCCAUCAUUUGGUACAACGAAUGCAUGCUUCGUUACUCAAAUUCGAACAUCUUUUCGAUAGGAGUAAGCACUAACGGCAACUGGGUUUCCUGGGAUAGUGACUACAAUGUUUCAAAUCCUGGACAAUUAAGCCAGGUUCUUUCGGAUACAAUGAAUGAGCUGAUUAAGAAGGCUGUGAGUAUGGAAACAACUCCGGCGUAUUUUCAGACAGGGGAGGCAAAAUUGACGGAUUUUGAAAUGGUGUAUUGUUUGGUUCAAUGCACGCCAGAUAUUACAGGGUUUGAAUGCAAAAGAUGCUUGUUAGCUGCAUUGGCUUAUUAUCCAAACUGUUGCACUGUAGGGAGUGAAUGGGCAAUGAUGUUUGGGGAAAGUUGUUUAAUGAUGUAUGAUACAGCUCCUUUCUAUAAUAUUCAACCAGCUCCUCCUCUUGUUCCAGGCUCGACUCCAUUAGAACCCAAUAGUACUCAUGAUAGAGGACACCCUCCUUUGUCCGAUCGCAACAAAAAUUCGAGUGGUACGUAAAGUUUAGUUUUCUGAUCAUCAUCACUUUGCCAU
Molecule: messenger RNA, 936 nt
Organism: Impatiens glandulifera
Lineage: Eukaryota; Viridiplantae; Streptophyta; Magnoliopsida; Ericales; Balsaminaceae
Product: cysteine-rich repeat secretory protein 38-like
Exons: 3
Coding region: 28-903 (291 amino acids)
Source: RefSeq, a predicted model, not a curated record